Molecule: messenger RNA, 3068 nt
Organism: Epinephelus moara (kelp grouper)
Lineage: Eukaryota; Metazoa; Chordata; Actinopteri; Perciformes; Serranidae
Gene: ripk4
Product: receptor-interacting serine-threonine kinase 4
Exons: 8
Coding region: 129-2573 (814 amino acids)
Biological process (GO): protein phosphorylation
Cellular component (GO): cytoplasm
Molecular function (GO): ATP binding; protein binding; protein kinase activity
Source: RefSeq, a predicted model, not a curated record
ACACAAGGGGAAAAACAAGGAAGAGCUCACAAGCAGGCAGUUCAGUGUGUCUGUUCACUUGCCCAGAUAUUGCCUUGGAGACAAAUAAAAAAGGAGUUUACCCAGCUGGUGGGUCUCUCAACACGGAUAUGGACGUCCCAGAUUCUCCUCAUGGGAAUAUGGGGCUGUUAAGGACCUUUGAUUCCUCUGAGUUUGGCAGCUGGGAGAAAAUAGGCUCAGGUGGAUUUGGACAAGUAUACAAAGUCCGGCACGUACAGUGGAAAACAUGGCUGGCUAUCAAGUGCCCUCCCUGCCUUCAUAUGGAUGACAAGGAGCGUUCAGAGCUGCUGGAGGAGGCGAAGAAAAUGGAGGCAGCCAAGUUCCGAUACAUCCUGCCUGUGUAUGGGAUCUGCGAGGACCCCCAAGGCCUCGUCAUGGAGUACAUGGAGACUGGCUCCCUGGAGACCCUGCUGGCCACCGAGCCGCUGCCCUGGGAGCUCCGCUUCCGCAUCAUCCACGAGACUGCGGUGGGAAUGAACUUCCUGCAUUGCAUGAACCCACCGCUGCUACACCUGGACCUGAAGCCGGCCAACAUCCUGCUGGACGCUCACUAUCAUGUCAAGAUAUCUGAUUUUGGCCUGGCCCGGUGGAAUGGCCUGUCAAGGGCUGAUGACAUCAGUAGAGACGGCUUCUGCGGCACCAUUGCCUACCUGCCACCUGAGAGCAUCAUUGAGAAGGACAGAGUGUCGGACACCAAGCACGAUGUAUACAGUUUCUCCAUCGUCAUCUGGGGGAUUCUUACACAGAAGAAACCCUACCAAGGUGAGAAUAACAUCCUUCAGAUCAUGGUGAAGGUAGUGAAGGGGGUGCGUCCAGACCUCGGUGCGGUGCCACGGUGUCGACCUUCAGCCUGUGCAGGGUUCCUGAGCCUCAUGCAGCGCUGCUGGACCACAAAUCCUGAUGCAAGACCCAGCUUCCAGGAAAUCACAUCUGAAGCUGAGGAGCUCUGCUCUAAACCUCAAGAGGAGCCAAGGACGCCAACCUUAUCAACGUCAGAGCCAGAGCCCACUUCCCCCAAAGCACUCACUAGUGACCAGGUUAAAGACAACAAGCCGGUGCGUCCAAAGUCGGCCAUGUUGCCGGAAAAAGAUUAUAGCCUGUCAGAGCUAUUGAGCCAAGUGGAUUCUGGGAUCUCGAGGAGCUUUGAUCGGGUGAAGGAGGAUAGCUGCCACAGCAAAGAGAACACUUGCAAGAGGCUGUCUGGCAUCUCCUCAGCUGAUUCAGCCUUCUCCUCCCAAGACUCUAUCACGCUGUCUUUUGAGAAAGAAAACACAUAUGAUUCUGCCGAGAUCCAGAAGCGAAAGCUGUGUGAGGCAAUCAGGACCAAAGACACUGCCAAGCUGAUGAAGAUCCUCCAACCUCAGGAUGUUGAUCUUCUCCUCGACGGAGGAGGCAGUCUGCUCCACCACGCCGUCAACUUGGCCAAUGAGGAAGCUGUCAAGUUCCUCCUUCUGAACAAUGCCAAUCCCAACCUCGCGAAUGCCCGUGGCUCCACACCCCUGCACCUGGCCACAGAGAAGUACCUGAAGCCGCUGGCAGAACUUCUGCUCGGUCGGCGCAGCACCAACGUCAACGCCAAAGAUGAGGACCAGUACACAGCUUUGCACUGGGCUGCCCAGAAUGGGGACGAGGCCAUCACGCGUCUGCUGCUGGACAAAGGGGCGGCCAUAAAUGAAACCGAUGGCCAGGGACGCACACCGGCUCACAUUGCGUGCCAGCAUGGCCAGGAGAAUGUAAUUCGGGUGCUACUGAGCCGUGGUGCUGAUGUUCGAGUCAAGGGCAAAGACAACUGGACGGCGCUCCACUUGGCUGCCUGGCAAGGGCAUCUGGGCAUCGUCAAGCUGCUGAUUAAGCAGGCUGGCGCCGAUGUGGAUGGGCAGACAACAGAUGGCCGCACGCCACUGCAUCUGGCUUCUCAGAGGGGGCAGUACAGAGUGGCACGGAUCCUGAUUGAACUAGGGGCGGAUGUUCACAUGACUUCUGCUGGGUCAAAUACACCCCUACAUGUAGCCGCAGAGACGGGUCACACCAGCACCUCUCGCCUCUUGAUCAAACACCAAGCGGAUAUCCACGGCCAGAACGCCCUCGAACUCACUCCUCUCCACCUAGCCUCCCAGCGAGGCCAUCUGGCCACAGUCAAGAUGUUGAUAGAAGAGGGGGCAGACCCCUACAGAUCCAACAACACACUACGCACACCCUGCCAUAUGGCAGCAGAGAAUGGACAUUGUGAAGUCCUGAAAGAGCUGCUGCUUCACUGUCCAGAUGCGGUGCAUCUGUCAGACAAUCAGGGGCUCAGCCCAUUACACCUGGCGGUGCAGGGUGGAUACUCAAACAUCACCGCUAUGCUGCUGCCACAAAGCUGCCAGGACUUAGUUACUGAGAGCUCAGUGCAACCAGUAGCUGAACAGCUAGAGCCAGCUGCCCCGGAGGCGAAGCAGCUCCAGAGGAAAGUCGUCAUUCUCAAAUUGACGGAGCACAAUGACAAAGACUGUCCUCGACCCAGCAGCUCACAGUGUGCCUCAGCACCCUGCUAACCAGAGCAAAAAGACUGCCACACCUGUACAGAGCUGCUUUCAGUGUCAUUUUUAUACUCCACUGGUGCCUCAGUGUUCGAUGGAUUGUACCAAGCUUGUGUUUUUUGGACUUAAAAGCCCUUUCAGCACCGUAGGUAUUAUCUACUGGUCUGAAAAGCUUUAAUGUAAAUAUGUACACUGUGAAUAGAAAGUAUAAAUACUCUGCGUUUGAAUUUUUGUUGACUUUUUUACCUAACAAGCACAUUUUUUUUACGUAACAAGCACCAGCAUCAGAAUUAUGAUAAGGAAACGUGUGACCUUUGGGGACGUCUCGCUGCACUACACUGCAGCUGGUACGCCUUUGAGUUGUAUUUAAGAGGGCACGAACUUGGCUCACAAGCCUUAUUACGGGAAUGCUGUAGAUCAUCAGAGCCAUUGCAUUUAUUAAAAAAACCUUCAGUGUUCUGAACCUGUUACAUAUCAGUGCUGCAUCCAUUAAACAUUUAAAACCUUUAA